AUGGCUAAGUUGCAUCACUCAUCGCCCACCCCAAUUUUCCAGAGCUAUCACGGCACACCCGAGGGUAGUGUAAAUGGAAGACCUACUGCGUUGAUACUGGACAUUGGCGGAGUUUUCUGCAACUUCUCCGCCGUCCCAGAUGCUCCAAUUCCAACAAAGGUGUUCAAGCGCAUCCUUGAAUCAUCCGAAUGGCACAGCUUGGAGGCAGGCAAGGCGACGCAAUCAGAGGUGUUCAGAGCCUUGACGAAGAGGUUCGCCCUUGCGGACGGUGCCUUGCAACAUACCAUCCAGCUGGCAUCGUCGACCUUGACACUCAACCAAGACUUUGUUGCAGCCGUCAGGAACCUCAAAGAGAACUCCGACGGCCAACUCCGCGUGAUUGCUGCAACCAAUAUGUCUACCGAAAGCUUUAACAUAGUUCGCUCCAAGAUUGGAGGCUGGGACAUCUUUGAUGAUGUCUACACGUCAGCCAGCCUGGGUGUACGAAAGCCGGAGCAAGGCUUUUUUGAUCGAGCUCUCAAAGAUGCAGGCUUGAAUGCAAAAUCAACUGUGUUUGUCGACGAUCGACCGGAGAAUGUCAUCUGCGCCCAAUGUAGCGGGAUGCAAGGGGUCUUAUUUGACAAUACGGACAGAGUGAUCCAAAAGCUGAACAGCCUUUUUGGUGAUCCCGUUGAGCGUGGUAAAUCCUGGCUUCGAGCUCACGCAAAGGGCAUGUGGUGUAUAUCCAACACUGGCAUUGAGAUUCGGGAGCAGUUCCAGCAGCUUCUUUUGUUGCAUUGGACGAACGACUGGUACGAAGUCACCCCGGACAAUAAGUUCGCCUGGAAUACUAACUACUCCAUGUUUCCUAGGGGACUUGUCGAUAUCGCCCAACUCAAUCCUCCUUCAGGCCAAUGGAACUGCUUUCCUUACGGGCCUCCAGUGCUGACAACGGAAGUCUUUCCUGAUGACCUCGACACUACCUCUAUCGCUCUUCUCACGCUUGAUGUUGAUGUUGAUGUCAAGCACAAGGCUAUGGAUAAUAUUCUCCAAUUUUUGAAUCCAGAUGGAUUAGCAUAUGUAGGUUGCUCCCCUUGGAUGCACUCUUGA
Messenger RNA from Colletotrichum scovillei, 1089 nucleotides. RefSeq lists its product as uncharacterized. The record is from RefSeq and is a predicted model, not a curated record. Lineage: Eukaryota; Fungi; Ascomycota; Sordariomycetes; Glomerellales; Glomerellaceae. Bases 1 to 1089 code for a protein of 362 amino acids. The transcript has 2 exons.